AUGUUGCAGAAGAGACUGAAGCAAAAAUCGCUUAUUUAAUAAACUUACAAGAAAAAUACAAAAUUUGAGAUUUGUCUUGGGCAAUAAAUUUAUAACGACAUAUACGUCAUAUGAUAGAAGUUAUGAUAGAUAUAAUUUAUUUACUGUUGAAUAACAUAUGAAUAAAAUAGUUGAAUAAUAACUUUCCAAACGAAUGUAAACCUUUUUGCCUGAAUAUCGCGACGCAAAUGAUCGCAGGGUGGCCAGUUGUGUACGCGGCUUAAAGCGACGGUCGCCCACCCGCGCACAACUACAAGGAAACGGGCACCGCUAUGUACGCGAAGCUCGCGUUGUACAUACUUGUGUACUCCUCUCUCGCUUUCCUCUCCCUCGGCCACGCUUCCUCAAACCCCCUCCCACCGAUCCCUGGCAAGUACCAGUGAUCACUCUCUCUCUCUCUCUCUCUCUCUCUCUAUCCUUCCAUCUCGAGUAUUCUCUCUCUUGGCACCUCUCCUUCUCUCUCUGUUUCCCUUGCAAGCUACGUGUAACCCGUCUCGCUUCCUCUCGUUAGUUCGUUUCGGACCUGAAGACCGAAGGCAGAUCGAUCGGACGAUUUUCCUCGGGGUUUUCCUCGACGACGACCACCCCGCGACGAGUCGAGAAAUUGCUCUCAGGGCUCCCGAUUCGAGCGAGGAAAAAAAUUCAGGUCGAUCGAACGCACUCUCUCGCGAGAGGGACACGGGGAAAAGAGUGGGCGGUUAAAGGGGGAACCGAAGGGGGAAAGAGAGAAUACCAGCGACAACGACGACGACGACGACGUCGACGACGACCAACGACGGUGGCAAGAUAUAGAGAGAAGGAUAGAGCGAGAGGAAAAAAAGGUGUCCCCAAACGAAGCGCGGACAUCGCGACUCUGUGACGGAUUUACGUCGGGGAACGAACGAGGUCACGGACUAGAGAAAGAAAAAGCUAGCGCGACGGUAAAAAAAUGGACGUUAACGGGGAUUAUGGCAACCUUGAACGAGCGGCCCGGAGUUUUCGCAAAGUUCGCAGGUACAAACGAGAGCCUCUCUCCCUCGUUUCUUUUUUUAAUCUGCCGCUUGGUCAAUCGCUUUUGAACGAACCCUAUGGCACCUCGUGGAUAAACGAUAUAUCUGCCCCGACGCAACGCUCCUAUCGAUAUAUCAAAAUCUUGUCAAUAAUUCGAUAUACCAAUAGUAUCGUUAAAAUACUAUUAAGACUAGUAAAACUGACUUAAGUGAAGAUAUUGUUUAUAGUCGAUCAGAUAUCGAUACAUAUAUCGUUAAUUCGGACGAUCAAAAUAAAAUAUAACACCCAGUACUAUCAUUCGUGUCCAUUUAUUCGUAUAUUUUACGUGACAAGAAUAAUUAGAUUUAUAAAAAUUAUGUAUCGGUUACGUCGUUUGCGCAUGCGCAUAAUAGCACAAUAGCUCAUCGCUUCCAUUACUCUUAACGAUAGUAUCGGUAAGUCGUUAAAUUAUCGACUACCGCAAUAAAAAUGUCCAUGCAAAACACGCUGUGAUUGCAAUUAUUUAAAACACGAUCAUUUCCUUCUUCCGUUUUGAUACCUUGCAUAACGUAUCGAUAAACUUGUCGAUAAUCGAUACCAGCGUCUCGAUAGGUCCGAAUAUUAGGUAGAGUUUAUAAAGAAAUGGAAAUGAAGUAUAUUAAACGUUACAUCGAGGUAUAGCAGUAAAAUUUAUUUCAUAAAUAAUGUCCAUAGGUCUUAGCGUAAAAUCAAUGUCCGUAGUUUAUUUUCCGUGAGGGGUAUUUAUAAAUUUCCGACGAAGCCGUUCCUCUAGCGCGGUAUUGUCGCUUGGAGAUAAAAUUACAAGGCGCGAGCCGGAACGGUUCGUCGAGUGAAAAUUGUAGCACGCUCGAACAAGUUUUGCACGGUUUUUCGUAAUACGUAUGUACUUUUGCGAGUGUGUGACGCGCACGGCUGGACGUUCGUGUCCCAUUACGCGAGAGGCAAACGCGGUCGAGCGGUUCGUACGGCCCUGCUUUUCGACAAACUCGACGGCACUGUCGCCGACCGAUAAUUCGAGCCGCCGCAAACUCGACGUCUGUUCACGACGCGGCGCAAAGUUGGCGGACGACGGCGAAGCGGGAUUGCUCGGUUAUCCGGGUAAAUACGACGAGGAAAAAACAGUAUUCCGAGGAACGAUCCGCAAACGUGAGAUCCAACACGUGCGCUUUAUCCCCGUCCGAUCGUUUUCAACGCUCGUCGCAAACGUUUCCCCGAAACAUUUGCGCUCACCGACGUACGUACAAAAAUUUCAAAAGGGAAAUUGCUUCGAAUGCGCAACAUUUCUUGUCAGUUUGCUAUUAGGACAAAGAUAUAAUGCUUUUGUGGUCAGCGGUUAUGCAUCCAGGGAGCAGACUCUGCGUGAUCUGACGAGAACUACGUGCCCCUAUUUACCGCAACCAGAAGUACGUGAAACUACAACGGUAGAGGCCGAAGAAAUUUGUAAAUAUGAACUGAAGCUGCCGCUGGCAUACCAGAGUGAACAUUUAUUAAAACUCGAACAAGAAGAGGAGCAGAAGAUACAAACUAAAUUGAGAUUGCAAGAAGAAAAGCAACGGAGAUACAUCGAAGAUUUAGAACGGCCUCCAAGAGAUAAAUAUCACGGACACAGAAUACACGCUUGGGUAGCUAUUUUACCAGAACUAGGAGGAUUAAGGGAUCAAGAAAUUCCAUAUCCACUUUUCAUCGAACCAACAACCGGCGUAUCCUACGACGCGACAAGCAGUAACACUGCUAAAUUCUAUUUGGGCAUUGAAAGUAUAUGGAAUGAUAAGAAUUAUUGGGUAAACGUGCAACCAUCAAAAUCCUGCGCUGAUAUAAAGUGGGAUUUAACUAAAGUUGAACAGUGGGAACAUUUAUUACCUGGAGAGCCGUGGACAAUGCGUGGAACAGGAGAGGAAAUUGAUCUCGAUUCCAUGAUACCGCAAGAAAAACACUUGGACAUGCCAAUUUCAUAUGUAAAUAAAAUAAGAAUUAGCACGCAAAACUUCGAGAAACGCUAUCCAAAUGGUUCGAAAACAAUACACUACAAGAAGGCAAAAGUUCAAUUGUAUGCACCGUAUAUUCAAACAGAUGGAUUGAUCCAAAAAAUUACUUUGUACGAUGAUUAUGUGUAUGCCACACCUGUUGAAGUUUAUGAGUACUACCAAAAUAGGUCGGAUAAUCUCGUGGAAAGUCGGAAAAAUUUAACGGACGAUGCUGUCGUUGAUUACUACUUGAGAGGUCGUCCAGAUUACUGCAAAGAGCACCGAUACUUUUCUAAUGAUUCCAAUGCGGUGGAUAGCGAGAGAAUCUUAGAUUUUUAUUCUACUGGUCGGUUGGAUGGAUUAACACGAAUUGAAAUGCAUCCUGAUUAUUUGACGCAACAGUUCACGGAUCGAGAUGACUUUCUGUAUUACCGGAACGUUCAGUUCUCUCGAGGGAAAAGUUCCACAGCGUUAGACGACAUACAUUAUCGACAAGUCUCGAAAAUUGUAGAAAAAUUUAACAGAGAUGAGAGGAUCAACGCGAAUCAGAAUAUAGCGAUUCGCGAGUUCGCUAUUGAUGAGAAUGAAAUACGACUUACGUAUCACUAUAAACCAGGACUGUUCUCUAGAGCCACACGAUUAUUUAUAAAACCACCAUUAGCAGAAAGAGGAGAACGGCUAGUUCUCAAUCCUGCAAUGACUCAAGGAUACAAUCCCUUAGAUGAACCUGUUAAAGGUCUUGAAGUCUUUUAUGAACUAGAAACGCAAUUAAAAGAGGAGGAUUGUUCUAUAUCUCAUGUCAGAAAUGCUGAAACCGAAGUAUCCUCUUUUCUGACAACAAGAAAUAAUGAGUAUUUGACACCGACGUUAUUAAUAUCUGCGUAUGAUAAACAUAGAGAGUUGUCGGCAACCGAUAUACUUACGAUUGAAUGGAAACGAGAACAAAGUUUAAAAGAUCUCAUUGAAGAUAAAGAUCAUUUGAAACCAUAUUUGGCGCGUAUAGGAAAUCCGCCCGAAGUAUCCGUGCUGCAAGCCUAUUCCAUAAAAUAUGAUUGUCUGAACGAUUAUAAACAAUUACUUGUAAACAGAGCAAACAAGAUUUUGCAUAAAUUUGAAGAGUACAUGCAACGUCUUGAGAAACUACAGACAUCAUUGGUGCAGAACGAAGACUUAAGUCACGAAGAAGAAGCAGAAAUAUUAGAAAAGAUGGAUGAAGUCAAUUUCAUUUUGCAAACGCUGGAAACUAGAUUGGACCGUCACAGAGAUUUAGUUCCAGUACGAUAUAAAAUGUUAAUGGAUUAUCUACAACAAACUCCACAUCUUACAGUACUUAGAUCUUGAAUGAAACAAAUAGA
This is a messenger RNA of Megachile rotundata (alfalfa leafcutting bee), 4348 nucleotides long. Its product is annotated as dynein regulatory complex subunit 7. Gene Ontology annotation, cellular component: motile cilium. The record is from RefSeq and is a predicted model, not a curated record. Lineage: Eukaryota; Metazoa; Arthropoda; Insecta; Hymenoptera; Megachilidae. Gene Ontology annotation, biological process: flagellated sperm motility.